Molecule: messenger RNA, 1117 nt
Organism: Prionailurus viverrinus (fishing cat)
Lineage: Eukaryota; Metazoa; Chordata; Mammalia; Carnivora; Felidae
Gene: POLR2H
Product: RNA polymerase II, I and III subunit H
Exons: 5
Coding region: 430-882 (150 amino acids)
Biological process (GO): DNA-templated transcription
Cellular component (GO): RNA polymerase II, core complex; RNA polymerase I complex; RNA polymerase III complex
Molecular function (GO): DNA-directed RNA polymerase activity
Source: RefSeq, a predicted model, not a curated record
CUAGGGCCGGGGUUCUCUGGGCCAAGGAUCAAGGUCCCUGGCUGGGGUAGGCUCGCAAGCAUUCUGGUCUUCCCAACCCGGACUCUCAAGAGGGCGCAAUAGAGCCUCAUCAGGGAGCGAGAAACCGCGCCACCACAGCCGGAGGUGGGACUAGUCGUGUCCCCGCCCUGGGGCGGAGUUAUAUGGCUCUGAGGCCCGCCCUAAAUCCUGAGGACUCUCGGAAGCAAUCGUUCGGGGCGGAAGUUAGGAAGCCCCGAGAGCCAGGCAGCGGAAGUGGUGGCGUUACUCCUUGUCGGCGCGCAUGCGUUAUUCUAGUCACUUGCUGCCACUCUGUAGGCGCUUUUACCCUCCCUCCACGCGAGGUGAAGCGCGUACCCUUAGUCGUGGUAGCGGUCUCAGCCACUCUGCUACUCUCGUGGCUGUUUCACCAUGGCGGGCAUCCUGUUUGAGGAUAUUUUUGAUGUGAAAGACAUUGACCCGGAGGGCAAGAAGUUUGACCGAGUGUCUCGACUACAUUGUGAGAGUGAAUCUUUCAAGAUGGACCUAAUCUUAGAUGUAAACAUUCAGAUUUACCCUGUAGACUUGGGUGACAAGUUCCGGUUGGUCAUAGCCAGUACCUUAUAUGAAGAUGGUACCCUGGAUGAUGGUGAAUACAACCCCACAGAUGAUAGGCCUUCCAGGGCUGACCAAUUUGAGUAUGUAAUGUAUGGGAAAGUAUACAGGAUUGAGGGAGACGAAACUUCUACUGAGGCAGCAACGCGUCUCUCUGCCUACGUGUCGUAUGGGGGCCUGCUCAUGAGGCUGCAGGGUGAUGCCAACAACCUGCACGGAUUUGAAGUGGACUCCAGAGUUUAUCUGCUGAUGAAGAAACUGGCCUUCUGAAGCACCCAGGAAGCCAACCUUGCUGCUUAGUCACUUAGGGCUUGGACAUUCAUUCAUUCAAGCCUGAGGAGCGGUAACUGUUGACCACCUGUUCAGGAGGGGCUGUCUGUCUGCCCACUGUGGGUGCAUCUUUAGGUGGUCUGGACUCCAUGGGAAACUUGCCUGUGAAAGACCCAAUGGGAGAGCUUAAAAUGGAUGAGAAGUUGUUUUGUGUGUAUAUGAUUUUUAAAUUAAA